Caenorhabditis remanei is the source of this 372-nucleotide messenger RNA. RefSeq lists its product as uncharacterized. The transcript is spliced from 2 exons. The coding region runs from base 1 to 372 and encodes 123 amino acids. The record is from RefSeq and is a predicted model, not a curated record. Lineage: Eukaryota; Metazoa; Nematoda; Chromadorea; Rhabditida; Rhabditidae.
AUGAAUAAUUUGGAGGAUGAUGAUGGUGCUGCCUCAAACAAGUUCCCCGUCCUCGAUCUCGUCGACACGACGAGGCAUCAAAACUGGCGGUGGUGGUGGCGGCGGGAGGAGGAUCAUCGAGUAAAUCCGUCAAUUUUCAACUCCCAACGUACCGCGUCUUGUCAAGCGCCAUACACAUCUUCUGAUACUCCGACUGCUGCGGAGGUGGCUGCGACUGCAUCUGUUGAAGAUGUUGCAGUUGCUGUGGAGGCAGUGGCGGUGGUGGCAACGACAUCAACGGCACCGGUUGUUGAGCGCCAGCUUUCAGGAGACGCACUUGACGAGCAUAGGCGCUCUCUUCGCGUUGCUGCGACGGUGGCUGUUGUUGUGUAG